AUGUCUUCUUCUGGUCCAAAUUUUGCCUCUCUAUUACCGGCUUUAUUUAGAGAGAACGGUGCUGACAUUGACCUAGAGGCACAGGCCAGCUUGAUAGAUAAAUCUGUGGAAUCCUCGGCGGGCAAUUCGACGAAUGUUCAGUCGAGUUUAGAGACGAGACUGCCUCGUUGUGAAUCUGUGUCCUCCCUUACUAUCCCAAUCGAGAUGCAGUCUGGAAUUCGACCUGGAGACAAAGAGGCAGAUAUGGACAACAAGCCUUCGAUGCCGAAAGAGGCUUUGCCUAUGAACAUGGUCGAAGAAGGCUUUGAAGUCCAGGGGCAGACAGCUUCGGUCAAGAGCGUCCUGGAGACCAUUCCUGAUGGCGACGACGAUGGAGGACAUGAGCCUAAUGCGGAGGUGAGUACUCGGGGAGCCUAUCAACAAUUUGGGACGCUGAUAUAUUCGUCAGAGCAGCAACAAUUACCGUGGAAGCAAGAACCUGAAACAAUUAUCAAGGAUGAAAUGCAAGGGGUGUGGUCAGACUGUGCCAACAAAUUAUGGGGGUACCAGGACGAGAUCAUCAACAGGUGGAAGGACGAAUUGAACAACUUGUUAAUAUUUGCCGGUUUGUUCUCGGCUGUGCUCACGGCAUUCGUGAUCGAAUACUAUCCAACCCUACAGCCAUCGACGACUCCCGACACCACUACACAACUUCUGAUGAUCAUGUCUGCGCAGCUGGAGGUUCUUACUACCGGUGCUCGCCAUGACAACUCAUCUCUUCUAUCCGUGUCUGCGCUUGCCAGUUCGUCCUCAGCAUCGAAACCUUCGUCCCAAGUUGUGGCCGUCAACGGUCUAUGGUUCGCUGCGCUCGUCUUCAGCCUUGGCGCAGCUUCCCUUGCCAUGUCCGUCAAUCAGUGGCUGAACCACCACCGAACGCGACCAUUAAGCAUGUCUCGAGAAAGUGCCGAGAUUUGGUACUUGCGCCAUCGAAGCCUUGACCGAUGGAAGGUUCCGCUCAUCAUCAGUGUUCUCCCUGUCCUCCUGCAAGUCUCGCUGGCUCUAUUCCUCGUCGGAUUGGUCGUACUGUUAUGGCCAUUGAAUACUUCCAUAUCUGCUGUUGUGUGUGUGCUGGUUUCCAUGCUGUUACUGGGCAACAUUGGUUCUGCACUCAUUCCUGCUAUUGUCCCUGAGUGUGCCCACAAGUCCCCGCAGGCAUGGUGGUGGCUCAAGCUGCUAUGUGGUCCUCAGAAAUUGGUUUGUUCCGCUGGUCACAAGUUGACGUAUCGCCUUCUCGUUGGCGGGUGGCCCGAUGGGUCGCAGAAGAUCUCCUUUGGGCAGUGGAGGGCCUACCUUAGACAGCGGAAAGCUCCGCUCAAGCAGUUGGUGGACUUUCUCAAGCAGUGCAAGACCUCUUUUGGACCAGCGGAGGACUGUCCGUCAUAUAAUGUCACUAUAACCUGGCUGCUUGAUAUCUUCAGGGGUCGAAGUAUAGUCGCCCAGGAUCUCUGGAACGCUGGGGAUUGGAGAGCAUGUGAAGUGGUGUCGUUAAAGCGGAGGUCAAGCUCUUUGACACUUCAGGGCCAAGUGCUUGCAGAAGCAUACACAAUGAUCUCGGAUAGGUCUUUCAUCAUUCCCGUGUCCAUGCUUUGUUUCGACACUCGGGACGGCGGAACUGUCCUCAACUCCUUAACUAUACUUUCGAAGCGUAUGCAAUUUGAAGUUUCUCUAGGUCAUAUAUGGGGUGAAUACUAUGCUACACGGGCUAGUGAGGAAGAAAAGCGCCGCGUCAUUGCAAUGCUGGAUCGUCUCAUCGACAUGCUGGUUAUGAUACCCGGCCACGGUCUUGGUGCUGAGCAGCAGUGGAAAGCGGUCAAUGACAACAUAAACGACCUUAUUAUCUCUAUGAAUGAUUGGCGGAUUGCCCAAGAUCGACUUCGAAGGUGGUGGCACAGCAUGCAGGCAAGCACAUGGAAUAAAGCUACGCCCUCUGCAUUUACCUAUGUGUCGAGGACUGGCUUCGCUUUCGAGACUGAGCUUGAUAGUACUGAUCUGGAAUUUUUACUAUCGGCAUUUUUGUCUUUCCAGAAAGGAGACUUCGACAGAUAUGGCCUCCUCCGUUACUCGCAGCGGUUCCUCAACCUCGCGAGGAGGCGCAAAUGGCUUCACCUGGGCUCUAUCCGUGAUGACCUGCGAAGGCUUGUGGCGAUUGUCUAUGACGACCUGAAUACGGCUGUUUUACUGUCGCAAACCUCAAGCACCAACAUAUUAAUUAUCUCGGAGGAGUACCGCUUCGCUGAAUUUACAGCUGAAUGUACACAUCAUUUCAAGGAGAAAUCUGGAAUAUUCGAUGUCACUGGCGACAUGCUCGCAUUCUUCGUAGAUUUGGCGUGCACCUGUAACAUAUUUUAUUGGGAUUAUUAUAUGAAGGAGGUGGGCAAGAUGCGAGAGCAUGUCGACCUCCCCAAGGAGACUCUCCAUGAUAUAGACACCUUGCUAUCCUCGUCACCGGACCAGAAAUCUGCCAUCAAGGAGAGAGCCCGUGCCAGGCUCCGUGCCUCAUGCGUUCCUCCGGCUGACAUUAUAUACGUCGAAAACGGUGAAGCUUCCAAUUCUUGA
Fibroporia radiculosa is the source of this 2595-nucleotide messenger RNA. RefSeq lists its product as uncharacterized. The coding region runs from base 1 to 2595 and encodes 864 amino acids. The transcript has 9 exons. The record is from RefSeq and is a predicted model, not a curated record. NCBI's taxonomy places the organism in Eukaryota, Fungi, Basidiomycota, Agaricomycetes, Polyporales, Fibroporiaceae.